This is a messenger RNA of Suillus clintonianus, 1248 nucleotides long. RefSeq names its product acid protease. The transcript is spliced from 5 exons. Gene Ontology annotation, molecular function: aspartic-type endopeptidase activity. Gene Ontology annotation, biological process: proteolysis. NCBI's taxonomy places the organism in Eukaryota, Fungi, Basidiomycota, Agaricomycetes, Boletales, Suillaceae. The record is from RefSeq and is a predicted model, not a curated record. The coding region runs from base 1 to 1248 and encodes 415 amino acids.
AUGGUUCUCCCCACAUCGAUUUCGUCUCUCCUUGCCCUGUCAGUGCUUGCCUUCUUCUCGCUGUCAGCGAGGGCUUCACCUCAUCUGCCGCGGACGGCAUCGAGCACGGCUGCUAGUACUCUCAAGCUCGCCGUUAGAAUCAACUCGAGCGGGGUCAAGAACAUCGCCGCCGCAGAUCGAGCUCGAGCCCAAACCUUCUCAGCAGAAGAUGGCAGUAAUAUCACUUCCAUCGAUGCAACUAAUAAUGGGGUGACAUAUACCGCUGACGUUGGCGUGGGGAGUCCAGCAACAUACUACACCCUCCUGAUAGACACAGGAAGCUCAAACACCUGGAUUGGGGCUAACAAGUCUUACACGAAGACUACUACGAGCCAAGAUACAGGCUGUCGAUUCGGUCUUGCAUAUGGCGGUCCUACCGAUCUGACUUAUGUUGCUGGGGUGGAAUACUCUGACACCGUAACGCUCACCUCCGACCUGGUCAUUGAAAACCAAUCGAUCGGCGUUGCAUCUACUUACCCAGAUUUGGGUGGUCUGGAUGGAAUUCUUGGCCUUGGACCGGUUAACUUAACGCAGGACACCGUCUGCAAUGGAGGUGAAGUCCCGACUGUGAUGGACAACCUUUACGCGCAGAGAACAAUUCAUUCGGAAGUAUUUGGGGUGUUCUUCGCACCUGCUUCCUCUGAUAAUAGCGGUGGCGAACUCACAAUCGGCAGUUUUGAUAACUCCAAGAUUACUGGAUUCAUCAACUAUGCGUCGAGCACAUCAACAUAUCCAGCGAGCAGAUAUUGGGGCAUUGAUCAAUCCAUCAGCUAUGGGUCUACGUCCAUCUUGACCAAGACUGCUGGUAUUGUCGAUACCGGAACUACCCUUAUUCUCAUUGCCACCGAUGCCUUCCGCAAAUAUCAGUCUGCGACGGGAGGAACCCCUGAUGAGGCCACUGGCUUAUUAAAAAUCUCACUCGACCAAUACAACCAGCUCUCAUCCUUGUAUUUCACUAUCGGUAGUGAUGCUCUUGAGCUGACCCCGAAUGGGCAAAUCUGGCCUCGGUCGUUGAACACCGCCAUUGGCGGUACCACCGACGGCAUAUACCUGGUCGUUGGUGACAUUGGAAGCAACUCUGGUUUUGGCUUGGACGUUAUCAUCGGCUAUUGUUUCCUCGAGCGCUAUUACUCGAUAUUCGAGAAGACGUCGUACUCCGAGUCCGUCGCGUUCGCCGCGACUGAGUACACCUAUGCCACGUCAAAUUGA